CUUCCUCAUUGCUGCCCUCAAGCAGCAGCACCUCCCUCCAUUUCCUUCCUGUCGGACUGAAUCAGGCCCUUUCGACCUCAUCAUGGCCGCUGUCUCUACAUCCUCUGCUGUGAAGGCUUCGUGCCUUGCCGCAACCGCCCUGAAAUCCGAUGCUCGCAAGGUUGAGAACCUUUCCUUUGCCCGCUCGGUCGGUCAGCGACAGGUUGUUGCUGCAAAGGUCGCGAAGAAUGUGAAGGCCAAGGCUCAGCCCGUCCGAGCCACCGUGGGCAUUGAGAAGGAAGUUGCUCUUCCCGAAAUCCCACUGACCCUGCUCAGGGAGGGUGAGGUGCGCGACUGGAACAAGCCGGACCCAACCAGCUUCCGCCAGCGAUUCGAGAGCCUCGUGCUGAACGCCCAGAACCACAUUUGCGAGGCCAUCGAGAAGGUCGAUGGAACAAAGUUCCGUCGCGACGCCUGGAUGAGGCCUGGUGGCGGCGGUGGCAUCUCCGCUGUUCUUCAGAACGGGAAUGUGUGGGAGAAGGCUGGAGUGGCAGUGUCUGUGGUGUACGGCACCAUGCCUCGCGAGGCGUACCGCGCAGCCACGGGCGAGCCUGCGCCUGGAACCCCCAAGGAGGGCGACAGGAUUCCCUUCUUCGCGUGUGGCAUCAGCUCUGUGAUGCACCCGUGGAACCCCUUCGCCCCCACCAUGCACUUCAACUACCGCUACUUCGAGACCGACGCCCCCGAGGGCGCCAAGGACGCUCCCCGCGCCUGGUGGUUCGGCGGCGGCACUGAUAUCACCCCCUCGUACCUCUUCGAGGAGGACAUGAAGCACUUCCACGGGACCCAGAAGGCGGCUGUGGAGAAGAUCGACCCAGCGCUGUACCCCAAGAUGAAGGAGUGGUGCGACGAGUACUUCCUCAUCAAGCACCGUGGCGAGCGUCGCGGGUGCGGUGGCAUCUUCUACGACGACCUGAACGACCGCGAUCCCGAGAUCCUGUACAACCUGGCCAAGGAGUGCGCGGCCGCCGUGGUGCCCGCGUACGUGCCCAUCGUCGAGAAGCGUAAGGACACGCCCUACACCGCGGAGCAAAAGGAGUGGCAGCAGCUGCGCCGCGGGCGCUACGUGGAGUUCAACCUCAUCUACGACCGCGGCACCAUCUUCGGACUCAAGACCGGCGGCCGCAUUGAGAGCAUUCUCAUGAGCAUGCCGCUCACCGCCCGCUGGGAGUACAACCAGGAGCCCGCUGCUGGCACCCCCGAGGCGGAGCUGCUCGACGUGUGCAGGAACCCGCGCAACUGGGCGUAAAGCGCCUCGUGCCUCGUUGCUCGCCUCGAGUUCUCCGGCUGGUGGCCUCGGGCCAGCAACAAGCGGAAUGCGCUGUGCAGCGUGUGCGGGCUGCUGCUGCUACUGUGGCCAUGCGACGUGCGACGUCCACUGCAAGGUUGAGGGUCGCCGUCGUUGAGUUACCUGGCGGCGGCAGCAGCCGCUCGUCCUGUUUCCCACUCCUGUUCGCUAUGGCCUGCACGCGAUACGCGCUAGAGGCACAAUAAAGGCAGCUGCAAAUGGCUUCCUGUGCGUGUUGGCGUGUUGGCGACGAGCGAAGCUGGGUUGUGGGACACACUCUAGGCAGGGAGGGGGAGCUGCCGCGGCAGCAGCAGUCCCCCUCCGUGUCUAAUGCUCUGCCGGGGUGUAGGGGUUAGUGGUAUGGUAGCGCCUUUUUUCUUUUUUUAGGGUCUGGGGCGGGGUGGGCCUGUGAGCGCUCAAGUACGUACUGCUCACCAGUGAUGCCUGCUGGAUGGUGUGCGUUAUCCUAUCUGUUCAUCAUUCUCUUGAAUAUCAUCUGUAAUAUUGAUCACAAAGUCCAAUGAAG
Messenger RNA from Closterium sp. NIES-67, 1853 nucleotides. NCBI's taxonomy places the organism in Eukaryota, Viridiplantae, Streptophyta, Zygnematophyceae, Desmidiales, Closteriaceae. The record is from the annotation of a GenBank genome assembly.